Messenger RNA from Anthostomella pinea, 921 nucleotides. Lineage: Eukaryota; Fungi; Ascomycota; Sordariomycetes; Xylariales; Xylariaceae. The record is from the annotation of a GenBank genome assembly.
AUGGCUCAGACCAAAUCAGCCAAGAACCUCCGGCAAAUGCUGGCCGACCCGGAGAAGAUCGUCGUCUGCCCCGGUGUUCACGAUGGCCUCACAGCGCGAAUGGCGCUGCGCGUGGGUUUUGACGCCCUGUACAUGACUGGCGCCGGCACAGCGGCAUCGCGCCUCGGACAAGCAGACCUCGGCCUCACGACCGUCGACGACAUGGCGACGAACGCGGGCAUGAUCGCAGGCCUCGACCGCGACGUGCCAGUGAUCGCCGACGCCGACACCGGCUUCGGCGGGCCCUUGAUGGUCGCCCGCACGACCGAGAAGUACAUCCUGCAGGGCGUGGCCGCCUUCCACAUCGAGGACCAGGUGACGACGAAGCGGUGCGGGCACCUGAUGGGCAAGGAGCUCGUCGACACGGCCACCUACACAGCGCGGAUAAAAGCCGCAGCGGCGGCGCGCGAGCGCAUGGGCUCCGACAUCGUCAUUAUCGCGCGCACCGACGCGCUGCAGUCGCUAGGCUACGACGAGGCGGUGUCGCGGCUCCGGGCGGCGGUCUCGGCCGGCGCCGACGUCGCGUUCCUCGAGGGCCUGCGCACCAAGGAGCAGAUGGCCCAGGUGGUCCGGGACCUGGCGCCGACGCCGUGCUUCCUGAACAUGGUCGGCGGCGGCGUGACGCCGCUGGUCAAUGCCGACGAGGCCAGGAGGCUCGGCUACAAGAUCGUCAUCUGGCCCCUGGUCGGCAUGAGCAGCGUCUACCUGGCCAUGCGCGAGUUCUGCCAGGAGCUCAAGACCACGGGCGAGAUCAAGGAGCGGUACACGGAGGACGGAAGGACCGAUGCCGGUGUGAGGGACGUGUUUGAGCUGUGCGGGCUGACGGCCUCGAGCGAGUUUGAUAAGGAGAUGGGGGGUGUGAGUUUUGCGAAGGGGGCUUAA